Messenger RNA from Phragmites australis (common reed), 1959 nucleotides. RefSeq lists its product as uncharacterized. The transcript has 2 exons. The record is from RefSeq and is a predicted model, not a curated record. Bases 55 to 1242 code for a protein of 395 amino acids. Lineage: Eukaryota; Viridiplantae; Streptophyta; Magnoliopsida; Poales; Poaceae.
UGUGCCCCACAAGCCCUCGCUGCCUACCUCCACUCCUCCCACGGUCCGACCCACAUGGAUUUCUCCGCCUCCGCCGGCGGGGGCCGCAGCGAGCCGGCCCGGUGGCUGGAGAUCGCGGGGAAACUCCUCGCCGCGCGCGACCUGGUCGGUUGCAAGCGGCUCGCGGAGCGCGCGGUGGAGGCCGACCCGCUCCUGCCCGGCGCCGACGAGCUCCUCGCCGUCGCCGACGUCCUCCUCGCCUCCCAGCGCCUGCUCCCCUCCAGCCGCCCCGAUCCGGUCGCGGUUCUCCUGCUCCAGCCCGACCCCGAUCCCGCCGCCGUCAAGCGGUCCUUCCGCCGCCUCUCCCAGCUCCUCUCUUCCCCGCGUAACCCCCGUCCCGCUGCUGACACCGCCCUCCGCUUCGUCGAAGAAGCCUUCGCUGACCUCUCCAAGAACGCCUCCGCUGAUUCGACUCCUGCUUCCGGGAACGCCUCGGCCGCGGCUGCGGCCGCCGCCGAUGCCGACGGGUUCUGGACGGCGUGCCCCUACUGCUGCCACGUGUACCAAUAUCAGCGCGCGCUGGUGGGGCGCGCGCUCAGGUGCCAGAGCGCCGGUUGCCGGCGCGCGUUCGUGGCCACCGAGAUCCCGACCGCGCCGCCUAUCGUGCCGGGCACAGACAUGUACUACUGCGCGUGGGGGUUCUUCCCGAUGGGCUUCCCCAAGGCCGCUGAUUUGAGCACCAACAACUGGAGGCCAUUUUGUCCGACGUUUCCGCGGAAUUCGUCAUCUCCGCAGCCAGCAUCUGCGGGGACUGGCUAUGUUGAUGUACAGAAUGUUGAGAAUAAUGGCACACCUAUUAAUGUCAAUGCAACACCAGCAAAUGCUCAACCGGCAAAGAAGAAUGGUGUCUCUGGCAAUGCUGUAGGACCAUCAAGAGGUAUGAUUAAGAAGACAACAGCCCGCAAGAAGGUUGGUGCCGUGCCCAAGAAGCACGCUUCUGGCGAUGUGGAGAGUGGCAUCGAGCCAUCUAUGAUUAAGUCAGAUUUGUGGAAUGGGAAUGCAGGGAGUGGACAGACUGUGGGUACUAGAGAGAUUAACAUAAAUGAGGUGGCAAAGACAACUGAUGGCAGCGCCAUUCUGAAUUUUGGUGGGGAUGAGGAUAUUGCGUUUGAUUUGGAUGUUGAUGCAACAGAUGCUAUUUUGGGGAAUUUGCAGCACCUGUCUUUCUUGAGGGAGGAUGACAAUACCAGACGGAUCUUUUAGUUGUUGAUGUGCUUGGUGUAGGUAUUCCGUAGAAGUGGUGUUUGAUAGCAUGGUUGGAGGAAUUCCUGCAUAGACUGAUCCUUCACUGCCGCUCCUUGCUUUCAUUGCCACUAUUUCUCAUAUUGAUCCUGUGUUUCGUAUUUGUCUACCUUUGGUUCUGUAGUUAGCUGGUGAUCUCUUGUACCAUCUGGAUCAGUACUCUUUACAAGUAUGUAGACUAGAGUAUCCCACAUUAGUUGGAGAAUGUGUAAUAAGUCAUCCACAAAUUAACUUAAGGAGAUAACUGGUGAAGGGAAUAAUGCACUCUGCUUGGAUGAUCAGUGAGGUUUUUAGUUAAGAGAAUAUGAUGCAACAGAGGUCACAUGAAGCACUGGCAGAUAAAUGCUGAUGAGAAUAAUUUAUGGAUCGUGAAAUCUCUCUGUAUUUCUUGACAUCAGUUGAUUGCCUUCACCAGCCAUCGAUGGAGCUGAAUAAGAGAAGUGGCAUGGCUCGGCUUAGGGGACACAUCAGUGGCUUGUAAACUAUGUCUCUUCUCCUAGCCUGAAAUAAAGGGCUUUGUGACUUCGCCUAUGCGUCGGCACCCAGUUUCCAUUGUAAGCGGAAAAUGGCACUGGUGUCUGUCAGCCUUCUUCAUAAUCGUCAUUAGCUCCUUGCCCUCAAAUUAUUAUGCAUCUUUGUGUUGCUGGAACUGUGAGAUAUGUAUUCUGUGUUGCUGAA